AUGGCUGUGCCCGAACAAGAACUGAAAGAGACCAUUUCGCCGCUACCACUUCCUCAAGAUGUACAGGAGCUGAGCAAUGAUUCGGAGGAAGAUAGUGGACAUGCCUCCCACGGUACCAAGCGGGGUAUCCGAUCGCGUCACUCGCAGAUGCUCGUAAUAGGAGGUACAAUCGGCACCGGACUUUUCGUUGGCACGGGACAAGCAUUAGCAACCUCCGGUCCGGCUUUCCUAUUCUCAGCAUACUUAGUCAUCUGUUUUCUUGUCUAUGCCAUCGUUACGGCGAUCACGGAGGUCGGCGCCUAUAUGCCCGUUCCGGGUAUGUCGGUAGCGUAUUACGGGAAUCGAAUUGUAUCCCCUAGUCUCGGAUUCGCUUUGGGAUGGAUGUACUUCUAUACGUGGGGUAUAAGUGUCGCCUACGAAGUUACCGCCGCUGCCGUCGUGAUAGAUUACUGGCCAAACACCGUUCCUGUGGCAGCAUGGAUCACUAUUAUGCUAUUUGUUAUCAUAUCGUUGAAUCUUCUCCCCGUUGGGGUCUAUGGGGAGUCUGAGUUCUGGUUCGCUUCCAUCAAAGUGUUCACCAUAAUCGGCCUCUUGAUUCUCUCCGCUGUUCUCUUCUUCGGCGGUGGGCCUAGCCAUACUCGCCUGGGCUUUUGGUAUUGGCAAGACCCUGGGCCGGUUAAAGAGUACCUCGUCGGAGGCGCUGGUGGCCGGUUUUGCGCAUUCCUCUUCACCCUCAUCUACUCGUGCUUCAGUUUCAACUUCAGUCCUGAGUUGGUUAUCAUCACGGCGGGCGAGAUGCAAUCCCCUCGUAAGAAUCUUCCAAGAGCUGCAUUACACUUCACUUGGCGUUUAGUCAUAUUCUAUGCCCUCGGAGCUCUUGCUAUUAGUGUCAUAUGCCGAAGUGACGAAUCCGCUCUUGCCAACGGCGGAAAAGGAGUUGCGUCGUCUCCGUGGGUUAUUGCUAUUAAGAAUGCCGGGAUACAUGGACUAGACAGCGUCAUCAAUGCUGCCGUUAUUACCUCAGCCUGGUCGAGCGGUAAUUCAGUUUUAUAUAUGUCUAGUCGGUCGCUGUACUCGCUAGCCAUAGCAGGAAACGCGCCUCCGAUAUUCGCCCGUUGCAACAAACACGGCGUACCCAUGUACGCCGUAAUAGCUUCGAGUCUCCUUUCUUUACUUGCGUAUCUUAACGUCGGUACUGUCAGUGGCAUCGUGUUCAACUGGUUUGUUAGUGUUAUCAACACGGCGGCAUUUAUCAGCUGGACAAGUUGCUGUCUCAUUUUCUUCCGCUUUAGAAGGGCAUGCGAAGUACAAGGUAUCGCAAAAGCUGACUUGCCAUAUUCCAGUGUAGUACAACCUUAUGCAGCAUGGGUUGCCAUUGUGGCAUUUGGUAUAUUUGGGUUGCUGAAUGGAUUCUCGGUCUUCUUCCCAGGGCAUUUUACUGUAUCUGAUUUCUUCGCCGCAUAUAUCGGCAUCCCGGCGUUUUCACUGAUAUAUUUUGGCCAUAGGAUUGUAACCAGAAGCGACCCUUGGAUAAGGGCGCCUCGUUCCGUUGAUCUUAAGACUGGCUUAUCUGAUGUCCUAGUGGACGGGGAAUCGGAGGUCGCUACAGAGACGGUUGUGGCUCCAACUAAGUACAACAGCCAUCGGUGGCUAAAGAGUAUAUACAUUAUGUUGGGAUGGGACUGA
Messenger RNA from Hypoxylon trugodes, 1686 nucleotides. RefSeq names its product amino acid permease/ SLC12A domain-containing protein. The transcript has a single exon. Gene Ontology annotation, cellular component: membrane. The record is from RefSeq and is a predicted model, not a curated record. NCBI's taxonomy places the organism in Eukaryota, Fungi, Ascomycota, Sordariomycetes, Xylariales, Hypoxylaceae. Gene Ontology annotation, molecular function: amino acid transmembrane transporter activity. Gene Ontology annotation, biological process: amino acid transmembrane transport. Bases 1 to 1686 code for a protein of 561 amino acids.